This is a messenger RNA of Acanthosepion pharaonis, 1620 nucleotides long. Lineage: Eukaryota; Metazoa; Mollusca; Cephalopoda; Sepiida; Sepiidae. The record is from the annotation of a GenBank genome assembly.
AUGCUGAAUAGACGACAAAGUCGUCAAACAGCAAACACGAAUCGGAACUGCAAAGUGGGUCUCUUCGAUCGCGGCGACAUCCACGCCGAACGACAAGAGAUCCCGGAGCCCCCUUUGAAGUCUUCCCUGUCCACCUUACAAAUGAAUUCGGGGCCUGCGACCAUCUUUUUCUUCUUCCUUUUCUCCCUGGAAGGGUGGGGAGGGGAAGAGAUUCUGGCUACGCUUCCCGAUGACUUAGAUCUUUCGAGAAUUGCUGAGAUCGCUGAUAAAAUUAAUGACGUACCCAGCAUCAACAGCGUGGACUCCCCUGUACCCACUGACGCUGCUAUGAUGGAUGUAAUAGAACAGCUGAAGCAGCAACUCGAGAGGCUUUCCACUCAGGUGCAGCAUCUUACCAGACCAGAGGAUAAAAACUCAUACAAGGUACGGCGACGCUCUCAUUCUGCUACUCGCGCUCGCCGACCCACGCUAUGCUGGUACCAUCUUAACUUCGUGCCAACCUUCACCCAAAGCAUUACGGAAGGCGGGAAACGCCGAUCCCAGCAGCACUUGAAAGCGGCAUCUACUGUUGGGACACAUAUUACUAACCGUCUCUUCUAUAUAAAAAACAGGAAUUCUAACAUGUCAUUCCUAAUAGAUACGGGAGCACAGCUUAGCGUUGUUCCACCAUCACUCAACUUCACUAAGACUAACUCUUCAGUCACUUUACGCGCCGCUAAUGGCACGAACAUCAAGACUUUCGGUGAGCAAUCAUUACCACUGGAUAUUGGACUUAGAAGGACAUAUCAAUGGAUAUUCACUGUUGCAGACGUGAAAUUCCUCAUAUUAGGCGCCGACUUUCUGGCACACUAUCAACUCAUCGUGGACCUCUCACAGCGUCAGUUAUCUGACUCCACCACGAAGCUUUCUAACCGCGGAAUUGUAUCACAGCUAACAUCCACAGAAUUACGCAUCGCUGUGCCGCGUGAUAAUCCGAUUCAAGAUAUGUUGGAUAAAUUUCCCUCGUUGAUACAACCUUUUACUUAUACAAAGCCUGUCAAGCACAGCACUGUACACAGCAUUCGAACUACCGAACAGCCUGUCUAUUCUAAACCUCGCCGUCUUGCGCCGGAUAAAUACAAGAUUGCCCGGGCCGAGUUCCAACACAUGCUCGACCUCGGGAUUAUUCGCCCAUCCUCGAGUCCAUAUGCCUCACCGCUUCACAUGGUCACUAAGGCUCAGCAGGGCGCCUGGAGGCCAGCAUCCUUGUGUGGAAGCCUGCAAGAGACAGAAAAAAUCGCGGAUGAACAAGUACGGGAGAUAAUUUUGCUCGACUCACUUCGAGAUUCGUCACUACAUAUUGAGCAUUAUCCCUUGCCCUUUACUGAUAAGCUUAUUGCGUGCGACACCAGUAAGAAAAUGUCUUCCCUUGCUUUUACUCCAACCCGUUACACUUCACGUGACGUUUAUGUACCUCCUUCCUUACUGGAAUGCGAGUACGUUUUUGUACGACAGGAUUCUGUUAGAAAGCCACUGACACCACAUUAUGCGGGUCCAUUUCGUGUCCUUGCCCGGACCGAUAAAUAUACUUUACACUACAGACUAACCACGGCCGAUCGACUUUCUCUAUCGAUCGCUUAA